Molecule: messenger RNA, 1427 nt
Organism: Brassica rapa (field mustard)
Lineage: Eukaryota; Viridiplantae; Streptophyta; Magnoliopsida; Brassicales; Brassicaceae
Product: methylthioalkylmalate synthase 2, chloroplastic
Biological process (GO): L-leucine biosynthetic process
Cellular component (GO): chloroplast
Molecular function (GO): 2-isopropylmalate synthase activity
Source: RefSeq, a predicted model, not a curated record
AUCAAACCCGUCGUGGAAAGGUGGCCAGAGUACAUACCGCACAAGCUUCCCGACAAGAAUUACGUGCGUGUAUUCGACACGACGCUCCGUGACGGUGAACAAGCUCCAGGUGGAGCUCUUACUCCACCGCAGAAGCUUGAGAUUGCUAGACAGCUCGCAAAACUCCGAGUAGACAUCAUGGAAGUUGGUUUUCCGGUGUCCUCUGAGGAAGAGUUCGAAACAGUCAAAACCAUCGCCAAGACCGUGGGAAACGAGGUGGAUGAAGCAACAGGUUACGUCCCAGUGAUAUGCGCCAUCGCACGUAGCAAACCAGAAGACAUUGAGGCGGCCUGGGAGGCGGUGAAAUACGCGAAAAGACCUAAGAUACUCAUAUUCACAUCUACUAGUGACAUUCACAUGAAAUACAAGUUGAAAAAGACUAAAGAAGAAGUCAUCGAAAUGGCCGCGAGUAGUGUUAAGUUUGCUAAAAGCUUAGGCUUCGUUGACGUCCAACUUGGUUGCGAAGAUGGCGGCAGGUCGGAGAAGGAGUUUCUAUGCAAGAUUCUAGGAGAAUCGAUAAAAGCUGGUGCAACCACUGUGAACGUCGCGGACACUGUAGGAAUCAACAUGCCAGACGAAUACGGAGAACUCGUGAGCUACCUCAAAGCAAAUACUCCUGGAAUUGAUGAUGUUAUCUUCAGUGUUCAUUGUCACAACGACCUUGGUGUUGCCACCGCCAACACAAUUGCCGGUGUAUGUGCGGGAGCACGACAAGUCGAAGUAACAGUUAAUGGAAUAGGCGAAAGAAGUGGGAAUGCACCGCUUGAAGAGGUCGUGAUGGCUUUGAAAUGUCGAGGAGAAUAUCUGAUGGAUGGUGUCUACACAAGAAUAGACACACGCCAAAUUAUGGCUACUAGCCAAAUGGUUCAAGAAUAUACCGGCUUGUAUGUUCAACCACAUAAGCCCAUAGUGGGAGCCAACUGUUUUGUUCAUGAGAGCGGCAUUCACCAGGAUGGAAUCUUGAAAAAUCGGAGUACAUAUGAGAUCUUAUCGCCAGAAGAUGUUGGGGUUGUAAAAUCUCAAAGUGCCAGCAUUGUUCUUGGAAAGCUUAGCGGACGUCAUGCUGUGAAAGAUCGGCUGAAAGAGUUGGGAUACGAGCUCGAUGAUGAGAAAUUGAACGACAUCUUCUCAAGGUUCAGGGACUUAACCAAGCAUAAAAAGAGAAUCACGGAUGAUGAUCUGAAGGCCUUAGUAACGUGUCGUGAUGAGGUCUCAUCACUAAACGGCACUACCGGUGAAGAGACUAACGGCUAUGUACCAAUCUCACAGAUUUCUUCUGUGGUAUAAAAUCUGUGAAACGUUUUGUUUGAGUACCACUUGUAAUAUCAAGGUUCCAUUUGAUAUGAAUCGGUUGUUUUAAUGAAUAAAAACAGUAUGAAGUUAAAAAA